Molecule: messenger RNA, 1509 nt
Organism: Candidozyma duobushaemuli
Lineage: Eukaryota; Fungi; Ascomycota; Pichiomycetes; Serinales; Metschnikowiaceae
Exons: 1
Coding region: 1-1509 (502 amino acids)
Cellular component (GO): cytoplasm
Molecular function (GO): zinc ion binding; ubiquitin protein ligase activity
Source: RefSeq, a predicted model, not a curated record
AUGCCACCGGUGACUGCGUUGGAUUUCCUCGAGCAUCAGCUUGAGCUUGAGAAAGAGGCUCGUGAGGUGAUGCCCUAUGAACCCGACAAAUGCACUUAUCCCCAGCCUCUAAGACAACUUGUCUUUACAUGUCUCACCUGCCUGAGAGCCAACGAAAACAACCCUGUCGGUGUGUGCUACCUGUGCCUGAUCCUGUGUCACAGUACUCACGAGUUGGUGGAAUUGCUUCCUAAACGUCUGUUUGUGUGUGAUUGCGGCACUUCUCGGAUGAAGAACGGCCAUGCCUGUGAGUUGAGGAUCAGACGAGCUAAGGAGGAUGCCAAAAAGCACAAUUCUGGAAGCCAGGGUAAUCAGGACGAGGGCUCAAGCCACCAGAGCAACCAAAAUAGCGACCAUCCUCCUAGCAGGCCCCACCAGCUGCAAAGCCAGGGAAUCCCUAAACUACGAGCAGGUCUCUCCUCCUCACAUUUCCAUAGCCUUUCGGCCCAGCAGCUUCCGGCGGAGGAUGUUCCCAGCUCCAGCAAUACCUACAACCACAAUUACAAGGGAAAAUUCUGCUCGUGUAACGAAUUGUUCAAUCCCUUUAAGGAAACAAGAACGAUGCACCAGUGCUACUUUGGUGAAUUUUGCGGUGAAGACUGGUUCCACCAGGACUGUAUCAUGGGCUACAAGCCGGGACUUUUUAGUAACCAUCCCACAGAGACUGGCGAAAACAAAUUAGCUCUGCUUCCAUCUCCAGGUCUAGAUGCGGAGCAUGAUCGCAAGAACCUGGGCUCAGACUACAUUGGGAAUGGAAGUCCUGAGCAGAAACCUAACGCUAACGAGGCAGAGGAAGAGGUAAGGGACAACAAGCAUGAUGUGCCUCAGAGCUCUCUUCCCGAUCAUGCCGAUUCGGAUGACGAAGAAGGCGACGUUAUACCCUAUUUCCCUGCGUUGGAGUCGUUCUCCGAAUUCGUCUGUUGGGGAUGCAUCGAGGCUUUUAGGGAGGCAUUCGACGAACUCUCAACAAACUCCAAUAUAGUGGCAGCCAAACUACCCCAUUUUGAAGGUAUUGGUUCUGCCCACGAGUGGAAAUCGCGUUAUGACGAAUAUGUCAAUGGCGAGCCCCAAUCAAAAAAGAAGAAGAAUGGCAAGGACAACAGACAGCUUUACACUUUAUUUCUUCGUCACGAUUUCAAGAAGGAACUCAAGAAAAUAAAGGAGACGGCUCCAACCGACUCUCCAGUUGCCGCCAUGCUCAGAACUUUUGACUUCAUGUGCGGAGAAGAUGUCAUCUAUUCGCCUAAGGAGGACACUGACGUCAGCUCUUCGACCGGUUCACUCUACGACAUGGGCACAGAGGCUCUUCAGUCUUUACCCGGACAACAGGCCAUCGAAGGUCUACAUGCAUAUGGCUUGAUGAAAUCCAGACUCCGUGACUUCUUCCAAGGUUUUGUCGACAAGAACAAAGUCGUCACCGAAGAUGAAGUAAGGGAUUUCUUCGAUAAUCUCAAGCAUUCCAGCUCAUGA